Molecule: messenger RNA, 1818 nt
Organism: Chilo suppressalis (striped riceborer)
Lineage: Eukaryota; Metazoa; Arthropoda; Insecta; Lepidoptera; Crambidae
Source: the annotation of a GenBank genome assembly
AUGUCUCAAACUGCUAUCACUUCAUUUUAUAAUAGUAGAAAAAGACCUGCACCUGAAGACAUUGUAAGUUCUAAAAGUAAAAUUGCACAUUUAGACCAAACAUCUUUAAAAUGUAUCAAGACAGUUCGCAGAGGCUCUCUUAACCAGGAAGAACCAAAUUCUAAACUAACCGAAAUCACCGAACAUGAGGAAAAAAGUGAAGAACCUCAAUCACGCCAUAAAGAAAUACAGAUACAAGAAAAAAAUGUGACGGCAUUUGCGAAAAAAAAUAAUAAUACCAAGGUACGAAAUCUAGAGAUUGAUCCAUCCAAAUCUGAGCCCUCGAAUUCAAUAAAAUCAGCACGAAAAGAACUGAGCUUAGGUGAUCUUAAAAAGAGGUUAGCUGGCAGCUCUAGACUAGCUGAAUUGCGAGCAUCAGCUGACAGAAUUAGUAAAGGAAUUCAACAACUUAAAGAGGCAACUGACAAGAAAAACCUCAAAGAAUUUAAACAUAUUGAUGUGGAAGUCCCUUCAAGUCCAAGUAAGAGAGGUUUAAAAAAUGAGUUACAGUCACCUACAAGUGAUUUUAAACAGCCUUCAAACAUCGAGAAAGCACUAAUUUCUCCAAGGAAGGUAGUUGUAAGCCCAGUCAAGAGUCCUAGUAAGGUACCCGCUUACAUCAGGCAUGCAUCUUUGGCUACAUCAUCUAGCAGCUUGCCACUGCCUCAUCAAUAUAGAUUCCUAGCAGAACUGUUCCGUGGUAUGGAGACUGUUGUUGCUCUUCUUUAUAACAGGAAUGAAAAAAUCACUUUUGCCAAGUUAAAGCCUUCUGUUCAAGAAAUGUUGAAGAGGAAUUUCACUGAAAGACAUCUGGCCCAAAUUAAGAACUUGGUUCCAGACUUCUACAAUUUUGAAAUUCAAAAGAUAAAACAAUUCAGCACUUCUCACAAAGAAUCCUAUGAACUGAUUAUCUCUCCAAACUUUCCCAAUGAUAUUAAAAACAUGAACCCCACUGUGCUACUAGAGAGGCGUCGUUACUUUUAUGAUACAUUACUUAGACUUGUAAAAAAGUAUCAUGCUCAAUAUUUGCUGACUCUGGAUCCUCCAUUGGUGAUUCCUGAAGACAAACUUACUCGCUGGCACCCUGAGUUUGAAAUUGAGAAAGUGCCAGAAGUGGAAUGUGCCAAACUUCCAGAAGCACCAACUGUGGAAAAAUUUUCUUCAGCUCAAGAUGUGUUGGCUAAAGCUAGGGAGUUAUUCAAAUGUAACACAAAAAUGGAAAGGGCCCUAGAGAAGCUGGCUCAAGCGAAAGCUCGCGGAUUAACUGAAGAAGAAAAAUCGGUAACAGGUAUAACAGAUGCUAACCAAAGUAAACAAAAUAAUGUCACCACUCAAACUAAUGUACCAAGUACAGCUGGAGUGACUAUUUUAAAUCCUGCAUUGAGGAACUUACCAGCUUCUUUGUUAGAGAAAGUGAAAGCAAAACAAGCCGCCAAAGCCCUUGAGGCUAUGACCAGGUCAUCAGAAGACGAGAAAAAGUAUUUCAUUUACUGUCGCCUCCCAGACCUAGCUAGGACAUUGAGAAACAUUUUUGUGACAGAACGUAAAAAUGUUCUAGCCUUAAAUAUUAUUCUCUCUAAAUUAGAAAGUAGCUUUAAAUCGAAUGUAUCCGCAAGUGACCUUCACAAAGAUAUUAAACUGCUAACUGAGGAAGUUCCCGAAUGGAUUAAAUUACAUGAUGUAAGAAAUACAACAUAUCUUAAGCUUGACAAGACUGCAGAUUUAAAAUCUAUCAUCUCUAAACUUGAGGUUUCUAUCCAAAAAUACAAACUUGACUGA